Molecule: messenger RNA, 4452 nt
Organism: Phyllotreta striolata
Lineage: Eukaryota; Metazoa; Arthropoda; Insecta; Coleoptera; Chrysomelidae
Source: the annotation of a GenBank genome assembly
UGGCUCUCAAAUGUUUGGUUAGGUAGUCCCAAAUAGAGCCUCGUGAUAUUUUAAUAAAUUUACUGCCUAACAAUAGGAUACUAAACAUUCAAUAGGAUGCACCGUUUGUUAAAAAUACAGGUACUACCUUUAAGUAAAUAUUCCCGAGAAUCAUUUAGUUUACUUAAUUUUACGGCCAAUUCCUGCCUCUUAUGUAAACGCAACAGUUCAUCAAUAGGUUCAUUUAGACAGAAUUCGACUAUCGUUAACCCCAGUUUAAAACCCAAAAAGUACAAGAGGAAGAAAAAGGACUAUGCGGAAUUGCUCAUCGUAACAGAAAACUCGUCGCACCAACGGAGAGCCAACGUGAAAAAACUCAGUUUCAACGAUUUGGAAUUGCUCGCUACCACCAAUUUGAACCUCAGCGAGCUCCACAAAUUGAAAGAACUAAGCAACAACAACGCUAUCCUCGGCGAGCACACUUACUAUAAUUUAAAUGUAAUCGACAGCUUUCCUUCAUCUAGUGAUAAUACACUUGAAGCUAGCACGAGCAAUGAUCAAAGCAGAGUCGUGAGUAUAGAAGUGCCCGAUAUGAAUGUCGUGUCCGAAAUGCAGAACGUUAGCGAAUCGUACACCCUGCCAGUCGAAGAAAUACAUUUCGACGAGAAUCUGCAGCAAAUAGUAGAACAAGAAAAUGAAUUUGAUAGUCUAAAAAUAGUAAACUCUCUACAACCGGAGAUAGUAGACGACCAAAUAGCGGAAAUCGACGAAGUAAAAGACCCUCCGACCAAGCCCCUCAAACCCGAUUUAGAUCACAAACGACGAGAGGAAAUCAUCACGAAAACCUUGGCCGCUUACGUCGAAGUUUGCGCGCAUUUGAGGAACCCCCAACGCGGCCUGUCCGCUCUGAAUUUCCACAGAUACAAAACGAAGCGAUUGAACAACAAAAUGUACAUUCCCGUAAGAAGCAUCAACGUUUACAACGCCCUGUUGAAGGGCUUCGCGCAAAAGGGCUCCUUGUACAAAGUCAAGGAGAUACUGGAUAUCAUGCAGGAGGAGGGAGUCGAGUGCACCGUGCAAACGUACGUGGCGAUAUUCGAAUGCCUGGCUGUGACCAACGAAAACGAAGACGAGCUCGUGAAGUAUACGAAAAAAGCGUUGGCUCAGAAUAUUACAUUUGACGAUAUCAUGAACGAUGGGAAGUUCCUCAACAAUGACCGGGAACUCGUUUUAUCCGCCAUGAGGAAGGUCGAUCCGAGCUAUACACCGAAUUAUAGAAGACCUAUAGUGUUUUAUGACAAUAGAUUAAUUAAUCAUCUGAAUCAUCCCGACCAGGAAAAAGAAUUUACGGCAAAUACAACGGAGAGUACCGGUUUGUUCGAUUCCCAGCAGCUGAAGAAACUAGUAGAAAAGCAAAUCGAAUUGGAAAAGGACGGUCACAUAACUAUUACCAGUAUAGAUUCGAAAAAUAACGUGACGGAAGAGGUGCUGAGGAACCGCAAAUCUUUAGAAGAACUAUACAAAACUUGGGAGACCGAAGCCCUUAAGGCUUUCAACAGGGAUUUGGCCACGUUAUCGGCCCAACGAAGCGCCAUCAGCAUGGAGCCCUACAUAAGGUCGAUACCGGCGAAAGAUUGCGUUUCGAUAAUAGUGGAGGAAGCCAAGAAAAUCGCUCACGGAUCGGAAACUUACAGUCCCACCGUUAAUAUGCUCUACAAAGAUUUGGGCAGUAAAGUUUACGCUAGGUAUAAAAUACUUCGCAAGCAAAAAUCCGGAGUGUUGAAUAAAAUUACCGAUAUCCACCAAAUUUACUGCACUCACUACGCCAAUUCCCACAAAUCCUUGGACGUUUUGCCGGAAGAAGAAGUCGUUUUUAACUCCAGGCAAGUAUGGCAAAACAUCGAAUACAAUUUAAAAGACCGAGAGGCGUCCAUCGAAAUGGAUCAUCAAGAAUGGGUGCCCACAAUUCUCACGUUCAUCGGAAAAUUCUUAUAUCACAUCGUGAUGUACGAUUUGAAAGUCGACAUAAACGUGUUGAGGAACACCAAACACAAGAACCACCUACCCGCGUUCUACACCAUCUUCCGAACGCAAGGGAGGAUCGUCAAAGAAGAGGUCAAACCGCAUCCGAUCCUAUCGAAACUGUACAAACAAUCCAAUCCGGAGACUCUCACUUUCCCCGCUUGGGAGGUCCCGAUGAUGUGCCCGCCGGUGCCCUGGAUAUCCACCCAAGUCGGCGGCUACUUCAUAUCCCCCUGCGACGUCAUCAGGCUCCCGCUGCAGGCCAGCAGCCAGAAGAAUCGACUGCAGGAAGUCGGCUCGCAGCAACUCUAUCCCAGUUUGGACGCCCUCAAUCAGCUUUCUUCGAUACCGUGGAAGGUUAACACUAAAAUACUGGACGUUAUUUUAGAGGUGUUCAAUAACGGCGGAUCCGCUCAAUUGGACGUGCCCGAACCGGCUUCUUCGCUCAAACCGCCGCCUCACCCGACGCAAGACACCGAUAAAGCCGAGCGAUUCGAACUAUUCAAACAGAGAAUGCAACACAGAAGGAAAAAGGCCGAGAUGUACUCGUUGUGGUGCGAUUGCUUAUACAGACUGUCCCUAGCGAAUCACUUUCGCGACGAUAUAUUCUGGUUGCCGCACAACAUGGAUUUCAGAGGUAGAGUCUACCCGGUCCCGCCUCAUUUGAACCACCUCGGCUCCGAUCUGGCCAGAUCCAUGUUGAUCUUCGCCGAACCUCGCCCUCUGGGACCCGAAGGCCUCGAUUGGCUCAAGAUCCACCUCAUCAAUCUAACCGGUUUGAAAAAAAUGGAAUCCGUACAAAAGAGGUUGGAGUACGCCGAUGAAAUCCUCCAUUUGAUCUUCGAUUCGGCGGACAGGCCGCUGACGGGGCAACGUUGGUGGGCGGAUUCGGACGAGCCGUGGCAGACGCUGGCCUGUUGCAUGGAAAUCGCCGACGUGGUGCGAUCCGGGGACCCGGAGAAUUACCGAUCGCACUUUCCCAUCCACCAGGACGGCAGCUGCAACGGUUUGCAGCACUACGCGGCGCUCGGCAGGGACGCGGGCGGCGCUUACAGCGUGAACUUGGCGCCGUCGGAGGUGCCGCAGGACGUCUACAGCGCCGUGGUGAGUUUGGUGGAGAAACAGAGGGACGAGGACGCGCGGAACGGCAACGAUAUUGCUAAAGCGUUGGAGGGUUUCAUAAAAAGGAAGGUGAUCAAGCAGACGAUCAUGACGACGGUGUACGGAGUCACUCGAUACGGGGCUAAACUUCAAAUAGCGCGUCAGUUGAAGGAUAUCGAUGAUUUCCCGAAGGAUUUGGUUUGGUCGGCUUCGGCUUAUCUCACAGGUAGAACGUUCGAUUCUUUGCGAACAAUGUUUACUUCGACGAGAGAAAUACAAGACUGGUUUACGGAAUGCGCUAGGUUAAUAUCCUCUGUCGGACUGAAGCACGUGGAAUGGGUAACUCCUUUGGGUCUGCCGAUUGUUCAGCCGUAUUUUAAAUAUAGGAAAACCACUACUGGUUCAGCUUUUGAUUCUUAUGCCAUAGAUAGAUACGAAAAACCGAAUGUAAUGAAACAAAAAAACGCGUUUCCUCCGAAUUUCAUUCAUUCUUUGGACUCUAGUCAUAUGAUGCUUACUUCACUGCAUUGCGAAAGGGCCGGUAUUACCUUUGUUUCCGUGCACGAUUGUUAUUGGACACAUCCUUCCACUGUGCAUAUUAUGAAUAAAAUUUGCAGAGAACAAUUCGUUGCUCUUCAUUCCGAGCCCAUAUUGGAGGAGCUUUCGAAUUUUUUGUUCGAAAAAUUUAGCUACGACCAAAGUGAAAUUUCCGAAGACGGAUCUGUGAUAGACUUGACGAAAAAGAAAUUGAAUAGAAUACUACUGCAACUCCCGAAGACGGGCGAUUUCGAUAUAAACCAAGUUUUGAAGUCGGUGUAUUUCUUUAGUUGAAAUUGUUAGACUGUAUAGUUUUUUUAUGUUGAAAUAUAUUAAGUAAAAAAAGUUUAUGUGUACGAUGAAAUCGCCCACUGUACCACUUCCGUCGGCAAAUCCUGCGUUUUCUUCACCGCCUCGUUUAUUUGCGACGGCAUAACGAGCAGAUUAAAAAACCGGUAUUCUUUUUGAGUCUUUGUUUGCCCUCCGCUAACCAUCGAAAUCAACUGCAGGUACUACAAUUUCAAGAAAUAAACAACCAAUGUACUAAUAAAUCGAGAAUCGUUUACCUCCAAAUGCUCCCAAGCCUUCAUCACUACCGAUUUGGGAACGCUCAGCAAGUUCGAAUUGGUUUUCACGAAUUUCAUGUAUCUGGCAAACACCAUUUCGAAAUUCAUCGAUUGCCCUUCGUAUAUCUCGUAAUGGUGCUUCAUGGAGAUCAAAAGGCAAAGUUCCAGCACCGUGAGAUCCUGUAGAGUGAGCACCACUUCAUCGGUUUCGAAUUCACUCAGCUGAUUUUGAAACAUGUUCACUGAC